AUGGCGGAAGAAUCAAGGCAGAUUAAAGUUAAAUUUAUUACAAAUGAGGGCCUAGAGGAAUUGCAGGUAUCCGAUGUACCGUUGUAUGUACCUGUGUCUUUGAAGAGAUAUGGUCUUUCUGAAAUUGUCAAUCACUUGUUAGGUAAUGAUAAUGAAGAGGAAGCAAAGAAACCAAUCCCAUUCGAAUUCUUAGUAGAUGGAGAGUUAUUAAGAGGCUCGGUACAAGAUUACUUAACAAGCAAGGGACUUUCUAAUGAAGCGUUUUUGGCCAUAGAAUACACUAGAGCAGUUUUACCACCUUCAUUUUUGGCAUCCUUCGAAAACGAUGAUUGGAUAUCCUCAUUAGAUUGCAUAAGUUCGAACUCAAAAAGUGUUUCAUCUUCGAACAUGACGAUAGAACAACCAAAAAUUUUAUCUGGAUCUUAUGAUGGAAUAGUUCGGACAUAUAAUCUUUCAGGUGAUGUUGAAAAGCAGUACGUAGGACAUUCCGCUUCCAUAAAAGCGGUGAAAUGGAUUUCACCGACUCGAGUAGUCUCUGCUGGUAAUGAUAGACAAAUAAGACUUUGGAAAACUUCUUUAGACAAUGCAAUCGGUUCAAUUGGGAAUGAUAAUGAGGACACAGAAGAAGGAAAAACUAUAGCGAUUCUAGAGGGACAUAAGGCUCCUGUCGUUUCUUUGGCUAUACAACAUGAUACUAAUAGAAUUUUGUCGGCUGGUUAUGAUAAUGUUAUUGGAUUUUGGUCCACCAAUCACAAGGAAAUGACAGCAGUUGAAUCAUUCGACAAUCAACCCAAUGGCACAUCUACGGCCUCAAAGAAAAGAAGGAAGAUGGCAUUGAAGGACUCUUCAGUCAGACGACGUGCACCAUUGGCCCUUUUAGAGGCUCAUACGGAACCUGUUGAGGGCGCAAUUUUUGACCGAAAUGAUUCAACCGUAGGUUACUCUGUUUCUCAAGACCACACAGUGAAGACAUGGGAUCUAGUCACAUCACGGUGCGUAGAUACCAGAUCGACGGGUUAUUCUUUGUUAUCUAUAUUACAGUUACCGGAGGUCAAUCUUUUGGCAACUGGUUCAUCAGCGCGUCAUAUCAACUUACAUGACCCUAGAGUAAGUUCAGUCGCAUCGAACCAAACAACUUCCAAGUUAGUUGGUCAUACUAAUUUUGUGGUUGGACUUGAAGCAUCUCCAAAUAAUAUAAACAUGUUUGCUUCCGCAUCUCAUGAUGGAACUGUCAAAGUAUGGGAUGUUAGAUCUGAAAAGCCAAUGUACACAAUUGUAAGAGAUUCUAAUGCUCCGAGUGGGGAAAAUAUGGUAUUUGAUGUCGCUUGGAAUGAGGAAAUUGGUAUUGUAAGUGGAGGGAGAGACAAGAAAAUUCAAAUUAACAAGGGAUCAGAUAUCUCUAAAUAG
This is a messenger RNA of Priceomyces carsonii, 1407 nucleotides long. It is a transcript of the gene YTM1, whose product is annotated as Ytm1p. Gene Ontology annotation, cellular component: PeBoW complex; preribosome, large subunit precursor. The record is from RefSeq and is a predicted model, not a curated record. The transcript has a single exon. The coding region runs from base 1 to 1407 and encodes 468 amino acids. Gene Ontology annotation, molecular function: protein binding. Gene Ontology annotation, biological process: ribosome biogenesis; ribosomal large subunit biogenesis. Lineage: Eukaryota; Fungi; Ascomycota; Pichiomycetes; Serinales; Debaryomycetaceae.